Molecule: messenger RNA, 2170 nt
Organism: Anopheles merus
Lineage: Eukaryota; Metazoa; Arthropoda; Insecta; Diptera; Culicidae
Product: alanine--glyoxylate aminotransferase 2-like
Exons: 7
Coding region: 291-1763 (490 amino acids)
Cellular component (GO): mitochondrion
Molecular function (GO): pyridoxal phosphate binding; transaminase activity
Source: RefSeq, a predicted model, not a curated record
AUCAUCCGCCGCACGUCGCGCAGAGACGCGCCUUUGGCUGUCACCCAGCUCACACCCGAGUGGCAGACGCGGUCGCUGGUGUGCGUGUUGUGUGUUUGGUUCUGUGUGUUACGUCGCUCAACCAAACAACAGGCAGUUCCCUUUGUUUUUGGCGCCACUUUUCCCUGUGCACGUGUGUUAUUGUGUGUGCGUGUGUGUGCCGGUCUUUCGAGCAGAGAAAAAAGCACAAACAAGGGCUACAAAAGGGACCUCCGCGGGAUACACCAGGUGACAAGCGGGACAGCCUCAACAUGGUGGACGCGUGCGAAACGAUGCCCAAAGCGGACACAAUCAAACUGCGAAACAAACACAUCGGCAAAUCCUGCCAGCUGUUCUAUCGCUCCGAUCCGCUGAAGAUAGUGCGCGGUCAGGGCCAGUACAUGUACGACGAGCAGGGUGCACGGUACCUCGACUGCAUCAACAACGUCGCGCACGUUGGACACUGCCAUCCGAAGGUGGUGGAGGCCGGGACGCGCCAGCUGGCCACCCUGUCGACCAACAACCGCUUCCUGCACGACGAGCUCGUCCAGUGCGCCCAGACGCUCGCGGAAAAGAUGCCCGGCAACCUGUCCGUCUGCUACUUCGUCAACUCCGGCUCGGAGGCGAACGAUCUGGCGCUGCGGCUCGCCCGCCAGCACACCGGCCGGCACGAGGUGAUCACGCUCGACCAUGCCUACCACGGUCACGUCUCGGCCGUGAUGGACAUCUCGCCGUACAAAUUCAACCAACCGGGCGGCGACCCGAAGCCCGACUUUGUGCACGUGGCACCGUGCCCGGACGUGUACCGGGGCAAGUACCGCGACUGUGACUAUCCGGACGGUACCGACCUGGGCCAGCUGUACGCGGACGAGGUGCAGCGGCUGCUGGACCGCAGCCCGGCCGGGGUGGCCGCCUUCAUUGCGGAGAGUUUGCAGAGCUGCGGCGGGCAGAUCAUACCGCCGGCCGGCUACUUCCAGAAGGUGUACGACGCGGUACGCAAGGCCGGUGGCGUAACGAUCGCGGACGAGGUGCAGGUCGGCUUCGGGCGGAUCGGCACGCACUACUGGGCGUUCGAGCCGCACGGCAUCGUGCCGGACAUAGUGACGGUGGCGAAACCGAUGGGCAACGGGCAUCCGGUCGGGGCGGUCGUCACCACGCCCGAGAUUGCGGAAAGCUUUGCCGCCACCGGCGUCUGCUACUUCAACACGUACGGUGGCAAUCCGGUGUCGUGCGCGAUCGCGAACGCGGUCAUGCGCGUGAUCGACGAGGAGCGGCUGCAGGAGAACGCGCUGCGCGUCGGCCGCUACCUGCUGGAGCAGUCGCGGGCCCUGGCGUACGAGUAUCAGCUGGUGGGCGAUGUGCGCGGCACCGGCCUGUUCGUGGGCAUCGAGCUGGUGGCGGACCGGCAGCGCCGGCUGCCGGCGACCCGCGCCGCCAAGGCGGUGGUCGAGCGGAUGAAAACCGUCCACCGGAUACUGGUGAGCAGCGACGGGCCGGACGACAACGUGGUCAAGCUGAAGCCGCCGAUGGUGUUUACCGCGGAGAAUGCGGACGAGUUCCUGUACGCCAUCCGCGAGUGUCUCACCUACCUGGAGCAGCAGCAGCAGCAAUCGAGCGCAGCAGCGCCGGAAGUGGCAAACACGCCGGUUCGCGUAACCCAUCCACUAGCGACCGGUGGCAUCCUUCAGCCGAGCCCGAUCAGCCGCGGCCAGCGCGAUACGUCAACACUCAUCAAAUCAAUCUGAGCGGAGCAAAACGCAUCCGCCACCGAUCAAGCGCAAGCAGCCCCGAUCAACACCGGAGCCGGCAGCACUUGCUUUCGGCUGGUGGAGCGCUACGCACGAGGCUAGGGGGGAGACACUUAUUUGUUUUAAAAAUAAGAAUUACAUUAUAAAGCCCUCCUUCGCGUCCUCGCACACUGCUGGCAGGCGUGGGGAGGGGGCACACUUCGCUGUCAUUUAAAGUUUUUUAGAGAAAGAGGGGGGAGAGAUUUAAAGCGAGCAAAUCCAAUCCAAUCGCCUUCGUCUGCUAAGGAGGGAGGAAUGAUAGUUGUAAUCAAUGCAAUAGAGUAAGUCGGCUAGAAGACGGGAGAGAGCAGCGGCGAUGCGAUAAAUAUAUUUACGCUACCUGUAAAGGAGCUGUUCCAAUCGAA